AUGGAGGAUUAUCUGGAUUUGCUUUGGUUCCAAGCACGAACAUACAUUGUAGUGGGAAGUAACUGCCAGAACACCACUCAACAACGUCUUAGCAAUGUUUACCAAACAAAUCUUGAGAAGAUUCUGACAUGGGCAUCCUCAGAUGCAGCCAUAAGCAAAGGUUAUAACUCCAAAAGCAUAUCCAACAGCAGUCCUUUGUAUGCCCACUAUGAUUGUCGUGGUGAUGUGGUUGGAUACUUUUGUCAAUUCUGUGUCUCUAAUGCGGCCAGAGAAGUUCCUCAGCGCUGCCCCAAUAGGGUCUCUGCUAUGGUUUGGUAUGAUUUCUGCAUUCUAAGGUACUCCAAUGAGAACUUCUUUGGGACAAUUUUAACAAACCCAUCAUGGCAUGCUCUUGGAGAGAAAAACAUAUCCAACAUGAAAGAUAUUCUGAAAGGUGUGGAUUUUUUGAGAAGCUUGAUCAGAAAAGCAACUGUGGAGACCCACAAGUUGUGGUACAUGGAUGGCUUCAAUUUGAGUUCCACUCAGAAAAGGUACGGGUUCGUGCAAUGCUCUAGAGAUCUCACAAAUGAUGGGUGCAUAGAGUGUUUGGAGGCCAUGUUAGCGGAAGUUCCCAAAUUUUGUGAACAAAAAUUAGGCUGUUUCAUUUGGUCUGGAACUUAUGGGCUUAGUCUAUCAUCAUUUCAUAAAAUUCAGACGGAGGAAACAUUGAACACUGACCUGCCUAUAAUCCCAUUAAUCACAAUUCUACAGAGUACUGAUAACUUUUCAGAAGCAUAUAAAUUGGGGGAAGGUGGAUUUGGCUCCGUUUACAAGGGAAUUCUACCAGAUGGAAGACAAGUUGCAGUCAAAAGGCUGUCAAAAUUUUCUGGUCAAGGCUCAGAGGAGUUCAAUAAUGAAGUAAUGUUUAUAGCUAAAUUGCAACAUCGCAACCUUGCUUGGAGAAUAUGGUGUGAAGGAAAAUGUUUGGAGUUGAUGGAUCCAAUUCUGGAAAAAUCCUUCAAAGCCAGUGAAGUUGAGAAGUGCAUACACAUUGCUUUGUUGUGUGUUCAAGAAAAUGCAACAGAUAGACCAACCAUGUCCGAUGUGGUGGUAAUGCUAGGGAGUGACAAAAUGGACCUUCCAAAAGCCAAGCACCCUGCAUUUUCAAUUGGAAAAAAGGCCUCAAAGGAAGUAACUACAUCAAAAAGAUUCAAGAAUCUUUUCAAUAAUGAUGUAACAAUCUCUAUUACUUUACCGAGUUCAAUGUGUGUUCCAAUAAGUGCUCUUGGAACUACUUCUUCGUAUAUAUAUGCUUGUGAAUGA
This is a messenger RNA of Sphenostylis stenocarpa, 1302 nucleotides long. NCBI's taxonomy places the organism in Eukaryota, Viridiplantae, Streptophyta, Magnoliopsida, Fabales, Fabaceae. The record is from the annotation of a GenBank genome assembly.